Messenger RNA from Fusarium tjaetaba, 1917 nucleotides. RefSeq names its product acyl dehydrogenase. The transcript is spliced from 3 exons. Bases 1 to 1917 code for a protein of 638 amino acids. The record is from RefSeq and is a predicted model, not a curated record. Gene Ontology annotation, molecular function: oxidoreductase activity, acting on the CH-CH group of donors. NCBI's taxonomy places the organism in Eukaryota, Fungi, Ascomycota, Sordariomycetes, Hypocreales, Nectriaceae.
AUGGAGGCUUCAGGCGCUGAUAAGGGCUUCUUUCAGAAGCCUCCCGUUCUGAACAAUCAGUUUCAUGAUGAUGUGACCUUCCAGAGGUGCUUUAAGCUGUUUCUUCCACGGCAGAUCGUCCAGCAAGUCCAAGCUGAACUGGCUUCACUUGGAGAUGAUGUCCUCUCCGACCAAGUUUUUGCCUGGAUCACGGAUGCUGAACAUAACAAACCGUUCCUUAAAGGAUCAGGCCGUGAUGUAUUUGGCCAGUGGAAGGGUGAUUUAGUCACUGGUGAAGGGUGGCGUGGUCUUCAGAAUUUUGGCCUGUCCCGAGGAUUUGUCGCCGCUGGAUAUGACACUCCAUAUGGUGCAUUUGCACGAGCAUACCAGUUCAUGCGCAUACAACUUUGGACGCCAUCGUGUGCCAAUGUCGGUUGUCCUUCCGCUAUGCAGGAUGGCGCUGCUCGACUUCUACAAACACACCUUAGUAGCCCAGAACUCGUUGCAAAGCUCACAGAUGAGCAAAAAAAAGUAUUCGAGAACGCUUUCAAUCAUCUAACCACACGAGAUCCACAGCGUGCCUGGACCAGCGGCCAGUGGAUGACUGAGCGAACAGGGGGAAGUGAUGUGUCAUUGACCGAAACAACAGCAGUGAACAUGCCAACUUCUGAGAUCCAACUCGCCUCGAAAGAUGAAAAGAUACCAUUAGGGCCAUGGAGUAUCAAUGGUUUCAAGUGGUUUUCGUCAGCAACGGACUCGAGAAUGACUGUCCUCCUUGCUCGAACAUCUAAAGGCGGACUGUCAACCUUUAUGGCUCCCAUGUAUAAACACGAUGCGAGUGCUACCACAGCCACCGGACUUCCGAAAAGCAACGGGGAGCAACUUAAUGGAGUUCGCAUCCAACGCUUGAAAAACAAAUCAGGCACACAGAGUCUCCCAACAGCUGAACUAGUUCUCCAGGACAUGCGAGCAUGGCUUAUAGGGCAAGAAGGCCGAGGCAUCCAAGAAAUCGCAACAAUUUUGACCUUGACUCGAGUUCACUCUUCAGUUGCUGCUGUGGGUUAUUUGGGAAGAGGGCUUGCCAUCGCAAGAGCAUAUGCUCAAGUUCGAGAGGUUGGUGGUGGAAAGGGGACUCGAAUGAAGCUCACAGAGAGUUCAUUACACAUGAGAACCCUUUCAAAGAUAUCUUCCGAGUAUCGUGGCCUUAUGCUUCUUACCAUCUUUACAUCGUAUGUCCUUGGCGUUUCGGAGCAUGGCAUAGCGUCGGACGCAAAUCUCUCACCUGCGCUAGAGGCGCUGACACCUUCUGCACAACAUGCUGCGCCAUUGAUUCGGGUUCUUACUCAGCUCACAAAAGCUUACGUUUGCAAACCAUCGGUACAGCUACUUUUCUCCUGUAUGGAGGCGCUCGGUGGUGUUGGGUACCUUGCCAAUGAGGAACAAGAGUACCUCAAUAUCGCUCGCCUCCAUCGCGAUUGCGCUGUGCUGCCUAUCUGGGAGGGCACAACAGAUGUUUUGAGCACCGACUUCUUGAGGGCGAUCAAGCAUCCAAAGGCUGGCCAGGACACUCUGAACGCCCUCGAAGACUCUAUUAAGAAGGGUAUGGCAUUUCAAGGAAAGGUCUCUUGGCCUGAAGGCUUGAACCCUUUGAUCGCUUGGAAGAGCCUGAGGCAGCGUAUUGAACGAGAAUCGUUGGUAGACUUGAUGGGAGAUGCCAGGGAAGUUCUCUGGGCUGUGGCAGAUUUACUAGUGUCUGUUCUUCUCUUUGUUGACGCUGGUAGUGACGGUGAUCAAGUGUCGCUGGAUAUUUUCCACCGAUUCUUGGAAGGGAAGAAUGUCACUACGAAGCGAGAAAAGGUUUCAGCUCGACAACAGCUUGCGAAGGACUUCGCAGUUGUGUAUGGAGGCGCCACAAACGAGAUCUUUGCCAAGCUUUAA